Urocitellus parryii (Arctic ground squirrel) is the source of this 2011-nucleotide messenger RNA. It is a transcript of the gene Tmem109, whose product is annotated as transmembrane protein 109. Lineage: Eukaryota; Metazoa; Chordata; Mammalia; Rodentia; Sciuridae. Gene Ontology annotation, biological process: intrinsic apoptotic signaling pathway in response to DNA damage by p53 class mediator; cellular response to gamma radiation. The record is from RefSeq and is a predicted model, not a curated record.
GGGCCUCGUCUCCGGGUGCCUCCCGCCUUGCGCAUGCGCAGACCAUAAACCACCGCCCGGGAGUUGAGGCGCGGUUUUGGUGGCGCGUUUUAGCAAAGUCGCACGUGAAGGAUAGCGGUGGCCGGAGCCCGGCCCGACAAUGGCAGGUUCAGGCAGCAGUCCCCUCUGGAGCAGAUAUCUGUUUAAAGCCAUGUGGCUGGUCCUAGUGGUCCUACUCCUUCUCUCCUCGGCAUCCUCCCAGUCCCACCGAGACUUCGCACCCCCAGGUCAGCAGAAGAAGGAGCCCUCAGCUGACCUCUUGACCCAGAUAGGCCGAUCUCUGCGGGGGACACUGGAUUCCUGGGUGGGGCCAGAGACGAUGCAUGUGGUUUCAGAGACUCUGACACAGACGGUGUGGGCCUUCUCAUCAGCCAUCUCCGUGGCCUUCUUUGCCCUGUCUGGGAUCGCUGCACAGCUGCUGAAUGCCUUGGGGAUGGACGGUGACCGCCUUACCCAGGUCCUGAAGCUCAGCCCUAGCCAGGUCCAGACCUUCCUGCUGUGGGGAGCAGGAGCUCUGGUCACCUACUGGCUGUUGUCUCUGCUCCUCGGUUUGCUCCUGGCCUUGCUGGGGCGCAUCCUGGGGGGCCUGAAGGUUGUGAUCUUCCUGGCUGGCUUUGUGGCCCUGGUGAGAUCGGUGCCUGACCCCUCCACCCGGGCCCUGCUACUCCUGGCCYUGCUGACUCUCUACGCCUUGCUGAGCCGGCUCACUGGCACCCGGGCUUCGGGGGCCCAACUGGAAGCCAAGGUGCGAGGGCUGGAGCGCCAGGUGGAAGAGCUGCGUUGGCGACAGAGGCGAACAGCCAAGGGGCCCCGGAGUGUGGAAGAAGAGUGACAAGGAUGUCCCAUGGAGCCACCUUUCCCAUACCAAAGAGCUGAGCUGCUUCUGGGUUGCAGGCCCUCUUCGCAGCCCCUGCCCUUUCCUGCCCCRUCUGAACCUUCAGAAUCUUUAUCCCUGCCCUGGCCAAGCUGAGAGAGGAGGACCAUCCCCUCUGUCCUCUGUCCACUGAGGCUCUCUAUCCAGGCUUGGCUGUGAAUCCUCUCUCUGCUCCUAGUCUGUCUCAGGCCGAUGGAGGGUUGGAGGCCUCCCUCUGGCUUGGCAUCUGCUCUCCGCCUACACUGCUGCUGCUGGUCCCCUGUGACUUACCUCGCUCCCCUCUGCUUUUGCCUGGCUUCCCCAAAAAGCUCUGGCUUUUGGACCUACGCCGCUCCUCCUUGGCCAAGCACCCAGCUCCCUUCCUUUUCCUCUUCCUCCAGCCCUGUGCUCACUAAACCGCGGUCCCUGGAGGCUCGUUCCUGUCCUCAUUGCCCAGCAGUGGGAAGAGGGAGGGGGAGCGGGGUCCUCAGAGGCCUGUGGGGCUGGGGAAAUGAUGGACCCUAAGUCUGUUACAAGUGCCUUAAUCCUAGCCAGCAGGCCCCUCUGCUCACCCGCUGCCAUACCGGGUAGGAGUGUGYUGUGACUGCUCUGUGUCCAGAAGAGAGCAGUCCCUCAGAAUCCUGAUUCCUCCUCAGCCAAGCAAGAGAUGGCUGCUUCUUCACAGACUUGUGUCCACCCGUGGGACCCUGUCAGAUGUAGAGAUUUCAGAAGCCCUGAGGAGGCAGGAGGACCCACUUCCUUGUCUGCACAGUGUCAGGAAGUUCUGUAUUGUUGCCCCUCCGCUCCUGCCACCAGGAGCAGUUGCUGGUCAGUGUCUGCCCUUCCCCAUGCUCUGCAGAGACAGGGUGGGCCGGCUGCUGACCCCUCUCCACCAGCACACUCGCUCUUGGUAGUGAGGGGUCACUUCUUCCUUUGAGGCCCUGGUGGAGUAGGUGUCCUCUGCUAGGCCUGGCACAUGAUGUGAAGAGUCGCGCCCAGUUCUCAUAUCGAGGUUUGAUGUGGAAUCACGGCUGCAGUGAUAUAUAUUUUUAUCAGCGCUUGGUUGGUUUUAAAUAAACUGCACGCUAUUUUAUUAUCUUGUUCUGAAUAAAAUGUAUU